Messenger RNA from Exophiala xenobiotica, 2321 nucleotides. RefSeq lists its product as uncharacterized. Gene Ontology annotation, biological process: SNARE complex assembly. Lineage: Eukaryota; Fungi; Ascomycota; Eurotiomycetes; Chaetothyriales; Herpotrichiellaceae. Gene Ontology annotation, molecular function: SNARE binding. The transcript is spliced from 2 exons. Bases 183 to 2093 code for a protein of 636 amino acids. The record is from RefSeq and is a predicted model, not a curated record. Gene Ontology annotation, cellular component: endosome; lytic vacuole.
UCCAACUCCAAUGCAUCACUCCAUCGUCGCAAUGUGAUUCCCAGUCACCGUGCGGUCAGAUCGUGAUUUUACUUUGCCCAUUCCCGUUACUGGUAUACGUCGAGCAGCCACUACCCACCUUUGCUUUGAUCUAGGGCUUGCUAUGCACCUACGCAAUGUAUCCCGGACCACCAACAUAGGCAAUGGCUGACCAUGGAGACGAUCAUUCCCCAGCUCCUAAAGUCCGCAACGAACGCCCAUUCCUGUACCCAUGGAAUCGUCGACUCCGUCACCUGCACGGCAUCUCCUUGCGCAACCUCCAUGUGACUGCCCCGGGCCCCCGCCGACACGCAAAGACCAUCACCGACGAUGAUGCGCCUUACAAUCUCACAUCCCCCGCCAAACGCGCACUCAAAGGCGACUCUAAGCCAUUAAGCCACUCGCGCUCCUUCACCAACCUCGCUACCGCAGCUGAAGAAACACCUACUCCGGGCGGCUUCCAAAAGGCGGCCACAUCCUAUGGCAAGAAUGACAAACAACCGAGUAGACCAGGUACUGGUAGAAUGCGCCGAAGAAGCACUUUACAUUGGGGGUCAACAAGUCCACGGGCGCGACAGUCGAAACUUGAAGAUAUGGUUGUCAACCGCCUAGCUGAUACCUGGGUCUCGUUACACUGCCCAGGCAGUGCGGAACCUGUCUAUAUCAGCGAGGUCAUCGAAAGCUCUAUGAACCCAAGUUUCGCCUUCUUUGACCUAGAUGGUAGUGGCCCUCAGGUCUCACGGUCGGACGAAGGUGUUGCGCGGGUAUGGGCCAAAGCCUCCAACGCCGAAGAAUAUUGCCUACUGGUCGAGCUCGAUUUCAACUUGAGAUCUCUACAAUUCAUCGGCCGGACCCUCGAGAAUUUCCAUCACCCCUUGCCCCAAAAUUGCAUCCUGCUGCAUUUGUCCGACGGCAUAUACACAAGCUUCACUGAUCUGCCGGCAGAUUCUCACGCCGACGUCCAACACUCCAUUGAUCACAAGGAAGGCUCGAGCAAACCAGGCUCUCCAUUCGACGCUCUGAUGCAGCUGGCAAACCUGGACGAAUGUAUCCAGGAUGCCGUCAAGGUCAGGUCGCAGCUAGAGGAAGAGAUCAACAAACUCAUCACAGAGGCGCAUCUUCUUAAGGUCGACGAUGAGCCUAACACCGAAGAUGACGAUUCUCGAAGCCAGGCAGCCUUGGCCGCUGAACAGAAGCACCUUCGGCAGCUGACGAAACGGAGAGACGAUCUGAAGGAGUCUCUAAUAAAGCGGCGGCAGGCUCUAGAAGAAUGUCGUGUUGCAGAGGUGAAACUCAAGGCGCUUAUUGAGAAGAGAUCCAAAUCUUGCACUGGAGUGGAGAACCAGCUGCAACAGAUCGACAAGGAUUCUACUGGUCAAAUACGCCGGAUAUGCGAAUCGAUCCUCACCAUUUACCCCAUCGAACCCGUCAAAGGCCGCACGCUCCAAUUUACCAUUCGCGGUAUUCACCUACCCAACUCGGUUUACAACGACACGAACCGGGACGAGAUUGCCGCUGCGCUGGGAUUUGCUGCUCAAUUGGUCAAUCAAUUGUCGCUUUACCUGUCCAUUCCAUUGCCAUACCCAAUCGAGCCAUACGGAUCAUCUUCCUUCAUCUCGGAUCUUAUAUCAUUCGGGUUGAGCCAGCGCAGGUACCCUCUACAUCCCACAACUGUGCCAUAUAAGUUCGAAUACGGAGUCUUUCUGCUGAACAAGGAUAUCGAGUUUCUCAUGAAUCGGAUGGGAUUGAGGGUGCUUGAUAUUCGACAUACACUACCGAACCUCAAGUAUCUGCUGUAUGUGUUGACGGCAGGUACCGGAGAUAUGCCAGCCCGGAAGGCUGGAGGUGUCCGGGGUCUCGUAGGUGGUCGUACAAGCUCAGAGGCCUCGCGUCGGACAAGCGAAGACAGUGUUCAAAGUCUGCCACCGACGUUCAGGCCAGACAAGAAUCAGACAAGGGCGAACGGAGGUGGUCUUGACACCACAGAGAAAGAUGUUGGUGACCCCUUUGUAUCAAAAUCACCAGCUCAUAGUAUGCCAUAUCGACAAGGCUCCACUGACACAUCAGGUAGAUGACAACGAUGAUCAUACCAUUCUGUUCCUGUUAGCCUGACGUACGGCAUACGCUGGAAUAUCACAAGCUUCUGCUAAAUACUUGACGUGCCAGAUUGGCUUUGUGUCCUGGAUUGUCAGCGCCCCUGUUGUGUGACUGAGGUCCUAGGUCAAAAGAACUCUCUUGGAUAAGACUGGCAUACGACAAGGCUCUAUACACUUCACAUGCGAUAAAGCACCAUUCUUCCGAUC